This is a messenger RNA of Rodentolepis nana, 1128 nucleotides long. NCBI's taxonomy places the organism in Eukaryota, Metazoa, Platyhelminthes, Cestoda, Cyclophyllidea, Hymenolepididae. The record is from the annotation of a GenBank genome assembly.
AUGUCUGAUCGGAAAAGAAUGAUUAUGAGCCGUGUCCAUACUGGGGAUCCAUUAUCACCAUUGUCAAAGAAACGGAAACGCAUUCCUGGUCCUUUGAGUAUGCUUUCGAAAAGUGAUCUUAGUUCCAAGAAUGCUCCUAGGCGUAAAACUGCAACCUCCUCCUCAAAUGAAUCUGCUAAUCUAAGCCUUUCUGUCUGUGAUAUCUCCUCAACCCAAGUGGAUGCAAUCUGGGACAGGGUUGCGCGUCUAUUCUGCCCAGAAUCUUGGAAGAUUUUUACUGAUUACUCUAUUGCUAAAAUAGUUAAGAGCGCAGAGAAAGGUUUUCCUCGGGGUAAAAUCCCAGUUCUUUGUGCUUCGGUCGAGAAGAUUGACAUGGUACUUCCAAUUGCCAAAGCCGUCUUACAGGAUGAAACUGGUAAAAUCGGUUGCAGUAUUGAUAAAAGCGUGAUUAACAAAUAUAAAAAGUUUUUUACGAUUGGUGCUGUACUGGUUCUCAAACAGAUAAGUCUCUUCAGUCUGAACCAGAAAACCUUCUAUUUGAAUAUAACUCCCUCAAAUGUGAUCCAGAUUUUCCUGGAUGAGGCUGCAUUCGAUUCGAGAUUAUUGGCUAGUGCUCGAGCCUUGGAGGAUGUCUCAGUAUGUGGACCCAGCUUCCCCCUCACUCAUCCGCCCCUUUCGUUGAAAGAAUUGAAAGACCUUGUCGCAGAAUGUUUUUCUCCUCCUUCGCCACCUGCUCCGUCCUCUCCUUCCAUCGUUAGACCCACCUAUCCUCUGAAACCUACAGUUGCUCCGCGGUCUAAUGUAAAGUCUCUCAAUAUCACCACUCCCAAAAAAGCAAAGUGCUCCUCAUCUCGACACAAUACUUCAAAAAAUAGUCCGUCACUUCAAGCAGAUCGGAAUUGGCGGCUUAAUUCCAGUCCCAAAACAGCUGCAGUCAAAUCUGAAGUAUCUUCUCCCUCAACACCAAGUUUUUCGUUACCUCCUCAAUCUCGAUUUGGUAUUCGAUCAAUACUAAAAAAGACAUUGUGCACAACACCCACAACUCCGAAUUCUCCGGUAUUAAUGGCUUCCAAUCUGGAUUCUGGGGGAGAAAAACCGGAUUUUUAUAAAGGCGAGUUUGUAGAUUAA